AUGCUGUUUUACAGACCUUGUUCUUUAUCGUUCACCAAGGUAAACUUUCCCCAAUUCCUUAGGUUCAUCUCAUCAAUACAUUUUUACUCUACAUUUUUACCAUCAUCAUCAUUACAACAAAAUAACCAUGCCAAACACUUGUUUAACCAUUCUUUUAUCUCUAAAUUGAAACCUCACGAUGUAGAACCAAUUCUGUAUGGUUUACGUGAAAGACCCGCUUUAGCAAUUCGGUUCUUUGAAUGUUGUGUUCAUUAUAUAGGUUUACAUGAUCAAAAGAUUGAAUCUUUUUGUUGUCUUGUACAUUUGCUGGUUAGAAAAAGAAUGUUUGAUCAUGCACGCAAGGUGUUUGAUAAAAUGACACAAAGAGUUGGGGAUUUUAAUUGUUUUGAUGCUUUUUUUGUGGGUGUUAGGACUUAUGAUUCGAAUGCCACCAAUGUUUAUAGUUUCCUGAUUGAUAGUUAUUGUCGGGUUGGGAAGGUUGGUCAGGCAGUUGACAUCUUUUUUCGGAUGUCCAGGGUCGGUAUUCCUGUGUCACAAUGUGCAUUAAUAAAAAUGUCGAGCUGUUUGAUUGAUUUAAAGAGGAUUGAUAUGCUAACAGAUGUGUAUCAUGUAUUUGGUAGUGAUGAUUGUUCUAAGAAUUUAAGUUUGAAUCUAUACGGGUAUGUAACAGGUACUUUUUUCAAGAAGGGUGAGGCAAGUUUAGGAUUUGAGUUUCAUAGAGAUAUUAUUGGAAAAGGGUUUGUGCCUAAUGUAGUUACUUGUAAUAAGAUCAUGAAAGGUCUUUGCAAUGACAAGUGUUUAGGAGUUGCUCAUGACUUCUUAUCUUUACUGAUAGAGGUAGGUCCAAAACCGACAGUGGUAACAUUUAGCACAUUAAUAAAAGCAUAUUGUAAGGAAUCAAAACUUGAAGAAGCGUUUCGACUUUAUGAUCUGAUGCUGGUAAAGGGAAUCACUCCUGAUCUAGUUGUAUAUAGUAUAUUAGUUGAUGGUCUUUUCAGGGCAGGCAAGUUGGAGGAAGGGCAUCAAGUAAUUUUGGUUGCAUUAGAUAAAGGCAUUAUUUUAGAUGUAGUGGUUCUUAGCUCCAUGAUAGAUGCAUGUGUAAAACAGGGAAAUCUAGAAAAAGGUUUUGGAGUAUACAAAAAAAUGCUCAAGUUGGGGAUCAAGCCGAGUAUAGUUACGUAUGGCAUCCUUAUUAAUGGAAUGUGUCUAAAUGGGAGGGUUCAUGAGGCCAUUGGCAUUUUUGGUCAAGUUUUGAAACAGGGUCUUGAGCCAUCUGAUUUAGUCUAUACCAGUCUUAUUGAUGGCAUGUGCAAAUCUGGGAAUUUAAGAUAUGGGUUCCGGUUAUAUGAUGAAAUGGUAAAUUUUGGUCAUACUCCAGAUGCAACAGUAUAUAGUACGCUUAUAAAUGGUCUUACAAAACAAGGUAGGAUGCAUGACGCUGUUCGAUUCUUUUAUCAGUCACUUAACAAUAAUUUAGAACCUAGUAUAGUUGCUUACAACACCUUGAUUGAUGGUUUCUGUAAAUUGAAGCUAAUGAAGGAUGCUGUGAAAUUGUACACUGAUAUGGGUACAUAUAAUCUAAAAGCUGACAUAGUUACUUACACGGUGCUGAUCAAAGCAAUUAUCGAGUCAGGAAGGCUACUCGAGGCAUUGAUUCUCCUUUUUAAAGCUUUGAAGAGUGGGCUUUCACCUGAUAAUGUUACAUAUUCCACCCUUAUAGAUGGAUUUUGUAAAGAAAAGAAUGUUACGAUUGGAUUAUGGAUUCUUAAGCUGAUGAUCAAGAACGGAGUUGUACCUGAUAUUGCUAUUUACAAUGUUUUGAUAAACGGUCUUUUUAUAAGUGGCGAAUUAGGAAAGGCAUUGGACCUCUUCAAGUAUGUUCAGAAGUGUGGACCUGAACCUGAUAUUAUGACCUAUAACACAAUGAUCAGUGGCUAUUGCUCUUUGCAGAUGUUAAAUGAAGCUUUUCAACUUUACAAACAGAUGGAUCUUUGGAGACAAAAACCUAAUGUCGUUACUUACACGAUCUUGAUUGAUGCAUACUGCAAAGAAGGUAAAGUUGAAGAUGCAAUGUCGCUAUUUUCACUUAUGUUAGAAAAGGGUUUAGAAGCUAAUGUGGUUACAUACGGUAGUUUAACAGAUGGCCAUUUUAAAAACUUGAAAAUGCAAACUGCUCUUGAAUUACAUGAAAUGAUGGUCAAGAACAAUGUUUCUCCAAAUAUUGUGAGCUACAGUAUCUUGAUUGACGGUCUUUGCAAACGGGGAUUAAUGGAGGAAGCAUUAUUAGUAUUUAAUGAUGCUUUACGAAGGCGUUUGUUGCCAGAUGUUAUAAUAUAUGGGAUUAUGAUACAUGGUUACUGUAAGGUUGGGAGAUUAGGUGAUGCCAAGUCAAUGUAUAGCCAAAUGCUUAAAGAAGGGGUUAUCCCUGAUACAAUCUUACAAAGAAUCAUCCAGGAGUAUGGUGUCGUCCAUUUUUGAUAUACAAAGUUAUUUUUUGAUGAAUAUAAUGGAUUUUAUUUUUA
Erigeron canadensis is the source of this 2522-nucleotide messenger RNA. Its product is annotated as putative pentatricopeptide repeat-containing protein At1g31840. Lineage: Eukaryota; Viridiplantae; Streptophyta; Magnoliopsida; Asterales; Asteraceae. Bases 1 to 2478 code for a protein of 825 amino acids. Gene Ontology annotation, molecular function: protein binding. The record is from RefSeq and is a predicted model, not a curated record. The transcript has a single exon.